Messenger RNA from Thrips palmi, 3225 nucleotides. RefSeq lists its product as uncharacterized. Lineage: Eukaryota; Metazoa; Arthropoda; Insecta; Thysanoptera; Thripidae. The coding region runs from base 160 to 3057 and encodes 965 amino acids. The transcript has 6 exons. The record is from RefSeq and is a predicted model, not a curated record.
GCGGCGGCGUCGGCGGCGUCGUCGGCGUCUGUUGGCGUAUUUCAGUUUACCUUCGCACUCCUCCGAGCACUUGGCUUCGCGGUUUGCCGACCGACCGCUCCGCGCGUGCCGCCAGCGCCGCGCUCCCGCCACUCCGAACCAAACCUCUCGAACGACAACAUGGACUACAUGGACCGGCGGCGGCGGCUGCACCCGCGGCUCGCCAUGAUGGCCGCGCUGCUGGACGACUGGUCGCUGCCGUUCACGCGGAACGCGGCGACGCAGGGACGUCGCGGCAGCGGACUCACGUUCCCCAAGUGGCUGCUCGACGACGGCGAGGAGGACGCCGACGACAGCCCCGUGCUGCGCCGCAGCAGGUCGACGUGGGCCACGUGGCCCAGCAUGGACGAGGACAGCGGUCGUACCAAGUGGCUGCUGGACGACGAGCCCUGGUGGACCACGUCCGCGCAGCGCCGCGAGCACCGCGAACAGCAUCCCCGCGACCAGGAGGAGCUCCGCGCCGCGCGCAGGCGGUACUUCGAGCCGCGGCACGGCCGCCGCCAGGACCACGACGACGCCGACGACGACAGGAGGGUGUCCUUCCGCGAGGUGCCGAUCCGAACCAGCGGCCAGGACCACGACGACGACUUCCGCCGCCGCGACGCCCCGGCGAGGGACGCCGUGUUCAUCCGCGAGGUGCCCGUCAACAGGAACAGCGCGGCCAGGGUGUCCUUCCACGACGAUAGGGCCGCCGUCGAGGAGCCCGCCAGCCCCAUGCACGCCCGCGUUCAGGACUUCCUGCGCAGGGGCGCCUCCGCCGGCAGGGACGUCCCCGCCAGGGACGCCGACGCCACUAGGACCUUCACCAGGGAAGUCCCGAUCGCCGUCGGCACCGAUAGAAGCGAGGACUCCGGCAUCACCACAAGGACGACAUUCGGGACCAGGGCCGUCCCCACCUCGCUGGUGACAGACAGCGGCGGAGAGCCAAAAGGGGUGCCACUCAAGAGGGACAACACCGUCAUAGAAGUCGUGCCCGCGAAGACCGCCCCCGUCACACGGGACAUCCCCAUCACGAGGGACGUCUUCGUCACGCCGGCUUCAAGAGACAACCCUGUCACCAGAGACGCCUUUGUCACGCCGGCUUCAAGAGACAUCCCUGUCACCAGAGACGCCUUCGUCACGCCGGCUUCAAGAGACAACCCUGUCACCAGAGACGCCUUCGUCACGCCGGCUUCAAGAGACAUCCCUGUCACAAGAGACACUCCAGUCACGAGAGACAUGCCGGCUUCACGAGGCGUCUGGGACAUCCCCGUCACGAUGGACUCCACUUUCAGCAGGGAUGCGACCCCCAAUAGAAAGGGCGGCUCCGUCACACGAGACAUCCCCGUCGCAAGAGACGUCCCAGAUACGAAGGACAUCCCUGUCACCAGAACCGUCCCCAUCACGAUGGACGACACGAUUCCGGACUCGCCCGUCACGAGGGACAUUCCCGUCACGCUGGACGCCUUCCAGCCGAGCACCGCGACGAGCACCGCGACCGAGGGCGCCUGGAGCGGACAGGCCGACGACGACACGGAGACUGAGGACGUGGAGCAGGACGGCACCAUGGUGCCGCAGCACCAGCUGCGCAGGGAGCAGAAGCGGUGCCUGCAUCUGCAGGACGAGAACCUGCGCCUCAAGGCCGUCAUCACCACGAUCCAGGAGACCAACAAGCGGUGGCAGGGUUUCAACGCGGCGCGGCAGGCCUACAUCGAGAGGCUGCUGAGCACCAUCGAGGAGCAGCAGGUGCAGCUCAACGCGUGCCUCGACGCGCUCAAGACGUCGUCACCGAAGCUCGCCGCCAAACCGGCGCCGCCCGCCCCCGCCGCACCGGGAAACGCCGCCCCCGCCGCCCCCACAAACGCCGCCCCCGCAGCCCCCACAGACACCGCCCCCGCGGCCCCGGACGUCAUGAACGCGGAGGGGCGGCUGAAGCGCCUCCAGGGUGAGGUGUCCGACUUGCAGCGUCGCCUGCAGGAGGCCAAGAAGGAGCACCGGGACACGGUGUGCAUGCUGCAGCAGGUCAGCAACCAGCCAGCGGCCCCCGCGCGGUCCGACCACGGCGUGGAGGAGACGCCCCCGCCGAAGGAGUCCGCACACCCGGAGCAGAACAAGCUCUCCGAGGACUCGGCGGCGAGGCUAAGGGGCACCACCAGCCCGCGGCCGCGGUCGCCCGCCGCGCCACACCGGCCGUGCUACUACGACGUGGUCACGGACAACCCGGCCAGCCCCGCCAGCCCCGCCACGACGACGCCCUUCUUCGCGGAGCGAGAGCGCGAGCGGACGCAGUACUCCUUCAACGGCGACGCGCUGCACAAGCACCUGCAGCAGCGACGCGGGGUGUCGCCCGCCCUGUCGGACGCGCUGACGCCGACCCCGACGCCGCCCCCGCAGCACCAGCGCCCGGAGGAGCAGCACGCCGACGGGUACCCCGUCGAACUGAGCGGCUCCUACUCGUCCCUGUGCAGCUACAGCGGCCCCGCGCCGCACGUCAGUGUGCCCAGCAGCAGCAGGGCCACCACCCCGGACCAGGACGUGUCCAUGUGCUCCGACGCCACCCUGGACUGCUCGCCGCCGUCCCCCGUGCAGGGCACGCUGACGGUGGGCUUCACCGGUGCGGGGCUCGCCAGCAUCACCGCCUUCCACGUGCGCCCCUCCGCCCCCAGCCCCGCGCCAACGCCGUCGUCGCCCAGCCAGCCCCUCGGCGCCGUCCACGUGCUGGCGCGCGCGUCCUCUCGGGGCGGGUGCGCGUCGUCGUCGUCCGAGGAGGACUCGGGCAGGGGCGGCACCACGACGUCGACGACGUGCUGGCGCGAGGACGUGUGGGAGGGCGCGGUUGGCGCGGUGCAGCACAGCCGGUCGGCCAGCCGCCAGGACGUCACGUGCCCCGCCUGCGGCCGCGUCUUCCCGCCCGCACUGCAGGCCACCUUCAUGGCGCACUUCGAGGCGUGCGCGCUGCAGCCGCUGCAGCAGCCCCCCAGGACCACGGCCGCGCCGCCGUCGCCCAGGACGCGGCGCUCCUGCAGGGUCCCAGACUGAGCGGAACGCCACUAGGGAUUCGGUGGUAUUGAAAUAACAGUGUAACAGUGGUGCGCGCGGCCCGCCCGCAAUGCACGGUGGUGUUAGUUGGUCGGACAGUGUACCGGCUGGGGGGUGUGAAACAGCAUCUUAACAGGAAAGAAAUAAUAAAGAAUCAGUGUCAUCCAA